AUGGCUCCUACUGACUCGGGACACAAGACCCAAGACCGGACGACGUCCCAGGACCAGACUAGGACCAACCCCCUGCUAAUUUAUAACAAUGCAGACCACCUGAACAACGCUCUGGGGGCGAUCCGAGUCCUGGGACUGGAGAGAGAGGACCGAGAUUUGCAGCCUCAUCUGACCACAGUGUUGAAGAGUAUUAGAGACAAGAAGGGGGGCGCGCCAGAGCAGGUGGUGGUCAGUGGAAUCCUCCCUGUUUUGGCUUUGACCCUGAGGAACCGUGGCUCUCAGGCCGUUCUGGCCACGAGACUGGUGUCAGAACUGGCAGAUCACUCUCUGGUCCGUAAGGGUUUCCUGGACUCUGGUCUGGUCCCAGCUCUGAUCUCGGUUCUGACGAGUCCAGACCAGGAUCUGCUGAUCCACUCUGCUACAGCACUGGGCCGCAUGUGUCGAGAGAGCACUCAGCUUCAGGACCAGUGUGUUCGAUGUGGCGCAGUUCCUCGCCUGGUGUCCAUCCUGCUCCGUGCCUCAGAACGCCCCCUGCUGGAGGAGGCUUGUCUACUCGCGCUCUGUAACCUCAGUGGGCGUGACUUGAGUGACGAGGGGGGCGUGGCCUGGGAGAGGGGCGUGUCUGUGCACCCAGGUGAGCGCUGCUUCACUGGAUCCUGCCCCCUCCGGCUGUGGGCGGGGUCCUGGGUUACCGUGGUAAGGGUGAGUCAGUUUGCCCCAGGGCAGGUGUGGCAGGUGUCUGUGAAUGUGGAGGUGAUGAGGAGGUGCACUGCAGGGUCCUGGGAGCGCCUCCAGGGGGCGCCCCACUCACUGUUCAGUGUGGUCCGCACAGGAGCCAACGUCUACAAGGUCCUGAAGAAUUGGACCAGGACCAAGACAGGGACCAAAAGGAGACCCAGAAACCUGAGAACCAGAGUGUUUCAUACUCUACUAUGA
Molecule: messenger RNA, 936 nt
Organism: Knipowitschia caucasica
Lineage: Eukaryota; Metazoa; Chordata; Actinopteri; Gobiiformes; Gobiidae
Source: the annotation of a GenBank genome assembly